CAACUAACCGAAGAACAACAAAAACAACCCAACCGCAGAGGGGGGUUCUGCCAAAGCAGGGACCGAGGCAUGUGAUCUGAUGUGGUGUUGAAAACAAUCUUUCCUUUGGUCUCUGCUACAUCAGAGGAUUUUUAUUAACAGCUACAAAAUCUGCAAAAAAGUGAUAAAAAGAAAAAUGGAAACAAAUUGAGGGGAAAAAAGAAGAAAAUCUGGAAAAGUAGACUCUGGGAGGUGACUGUGCCCAUAAAGCACUGUGUGAGAUUAGAACUUUAGCAUUGGAUCACCACGCCUGCUAAACGACUUGAACCAUGGAGUCCUCUGAUGAAGAUGAGGUGCGCACCUUUGUUCAAGUCCUCAGUGAGAAGUAUAACCCUGAGAAUUUCCCCUAUGGCCAAGGCGUAGGAGUGGUUGUUCUGCCCAGGCCUCCAGGAUCCCCUGUCAAAGAUCGCCUCUUCUUGCCCAGCGCACUGGUUCUGAAUGACAGUGGAAUCAGUAAAGCCGGCGACAGGCAAGACAUCGCUGCUUCCUGUGCCCACGUGGUAGAGCUCGACCUGUCCCACAAUCAGCUGAAUGACUGGGGAGAGAUCGGCACCAUCGUUUCCAGCAUCCCACACCUGGACUUCCUCAAUCUGAGCAUGAACCCGCUAAGCGGCGUGCAGCUGGAGCCGAACAUGGCAGAGGUUUUUUCCAGGGUCCGACGACUGGUCCUCAUUAACACACAAGUCAGCUGGGACACUGUUCACACACUCACGCAGCACACACCAGAGCUGGAGGAGCUCUUCCUGUGUCUGAACGGCUACAACAGCGUGUCAGAGUCCCAGACGACAUGCCCGUCGCUACGCCUGCUGCAGAUUACAGAUAACCAGCUGCAGGAUUGGGCAGAAGUGAGGAAGUUUGGGCUGCUGUACCCCAGUCUGAGCACACUGGUGCUGGCCAAUAACAGCGUGGACUCUGUGGGAGACACCAAGGAGACACUGGAGCACCUCUUCCCCAACCUGCGUAGCAUCAACCUCAACAAUUCAGGUCUUAGUAAAUGGAUUGACAUUGAAAGGCUGAAUUUCUUUCCCAAACUGGUGGAGGUCAAAGCAAAGGGAAUCCCUUUACUGCAGUCUUACAGCACCGAGGAGAGACGUAGCCUCCUUUUAGCACAGCUGCCCUCCGUAAUGGUGCUGAACGGGGGUGCCGUGUCUAAUGGUGAGAGAGAGGAUGCUGAGAGGUUCUUCAUCAGAUACUACCAGGACUGUCCAGAGCAGGAGCGUCCCGAGAGGUACCGUAUCCUCGUGUCCAAAUAUGGCCACCUGGCUCCACUGGCUGAGGUAGACCUGAGACCCAGCCUCACCAUGGUGGUUGUUCGCUGGGGUGACAGGGUGGAGACAGUCAGCCUCCGUCUGGAGCAAACAGUGGGUGACCUAAAAAAACACCUUAAGGGUCUGCUGCAGCUACCCAAUGGGAUGAGGCUCUUCUACAUCGACCGAGAGAUGUGUUCAAUGUUUGGACCAGAGGAGCUGAAGUGCGGCACCCGGGCCCUGCAUUCCUACGGCAUUCGAGACGGGGACGAGAUCCUGGUAGUGCCCAGGGACAAAAGCCGCUGCAGCUCCUCGGGUCUUUGAGUCGGGAGGUUCUCCACUUCUGGAUGACUUGGAUUGGAGGAAUUGUAGAAAUGAUAAAUUACUGGAUAUUACGCUUUUGACUUGAACCCUUUUUUUAGAUAUCAAAAAAAGGGUGGGUGUUUUUGAUGGUAAAGAGGUUUGCUGUCUAAAAUCUUGAUCACAUUUAUGCAAUAGUACAUUUGCACAUAGUUGUUCGAUAUUUACAAAGACUUGAAUGCAAGUCGCACAUUUCUAUGCUUCAUGUGGCUUGAGCUACAAGUGCAGUUUACAUCUUAUUGAUGAAGCAUAAAAAAAAUAUCAAAAAGUUCUAGGACUGCUCCCUUAAUGGCCGAAAAACCAUACCUGACUCGAAAUUUGGCCGUUCUCCCCUUCAGGGUCUUCCACAUGUGCACCUCUGGAUAAAUAUCAGUCUUGUUAUGACCACUUCCACUUGUUCUUCUGUUUGCUGGAUAUCUUUUGCAGUCAAAACAGCAGUCAUUCAGCUUGAAUUUAAUUUCUGAGAAAACAAUGGAAAUUGCAGGAAGGCAGAGCUGGUAGACUUGAGAGCCAUGUGCCAUGCAUAUGUCAUAUGUGUUUACAAUCCAGGUCCUUCCCCUUGAAUAUUGUCCAUCAAGACAUUAUAGUAGAUCUCAUGGUCUUUAAUAGUGGACUGGCUGACCUUGGAGGAUGCCAAGAACGUGUGGGCAUCCUCCUCUCUGCUAUUUUUACCUGAUGUUGAACUUUUAGGCUUGAAAACUGGACUGUUUGUUGAAAAACUGUUUGUUUAAGCAAGUCCAAAGAAAGGCAAGUGCAGGUGGUAAGAGCAGGCGCAUCCAAAGAAAGCCACCGCGCUAAUGUGAUCGGGAUAGGCACAAGAACACAACCUCGAAGGGGAGUUCAGCCAAAUUUAUAUCUGAUGUGUUUUUAGAUUUUUAGGGGCUGCAGAACAUUAAGAUCAUACUUUCCUUCAUACAACUGUCUUUAAUUUUUUUUUAAAUUGUUUCCCUUAUUAUGAAUUAAAUGCAUAAAUUGCACACCAAUUUUAAAACUAAAAUCACCUUAUAAUUAAAGCAUUUGAAGGGUUAAAACAAACCUUCUAAUCCCUACUGUUGAUAUUUCUGCACCAAACUGAGAACGAAUUAGUAUUUUUAAAGAGCGAAUACAAUAAAAUUAGGAGACAAAUAUAAAUUAUACACGAUUUCAGAUUCAAAUUCAUUGGAUAUCAGAAAUGCCCUUUCUGAGAAUACAUUCUGCCACUUUCAUUGCACAUUGUUCCUCCGUAAUGAUUACACUUUGAUCAGCAUUGUCAUUUUUCUCCAUGUUUCUUUUGUAAAAGAUGAAUUGAUGCCUGUUCGCUAUAAACUGGCUGCAGGAGAUUUUGUACAGUCUGGGCUAAAAUUGUUCCAACCUAUUACGUUCUCCAGAAGCAACCAUGACGACAAAAAUAAAUAAAUAAUAAUAAUCAUACUGCAAUGAUUGCAACUAAUCAGGCUUUAAACGUGGUCUUGAUUUUUUUGUAGUGCCAAGGUUUUGUAAAUUGGGCACCAUCCAUAUUUGCACUGCAUUAAAAAAAUUACGUUUUAUUUACAUUUUCAUGAUGAUGACAGCCUCAAAGCACUGCUCUACUUUUCUAACCAUUAUUUAAGUGGAGAAGAUUUUGUUUUGUUUUGAUUUCCUGCAGGAAGAGUUUGUAGAUAAGCAGCACAUGUAAUUCCCUACUUAGACUUUCUCCACGCGAUUGUAGUGAAAUUUCCCGGAAUAACCUGCAAGCUGAUGCAUAAAUGCCAUGUGUUGGGUGUAACGUGCACGCGCAGACUCGCACACACACUCGGAUACCUCUCAGUCGAGACGCCCUGGCAGAAAGACGAGACAUGUCUGAGGUGAGCUCGGGUCUGGGACAGAGAAAAGAAGGAGUGUUGAUGCUCAAGUUACCGCAGGUCUUCUGGCUGUCCUGCGCAUGAAUGGAGCGCAAGAGCAGCUGAGAAGCGCUGAGGCUCACUCUGUAUGGUAACCACACACCAGCUGCUGUGUCACGGACACUUCCGCUGGAUUUAAGUUGGAACAGGUUCACCAAACAGCUUCUUGGCCCUCACCGGUCCACCCGAGUCUCUCUCCUUUACAUUUCCAUCUCACAGACACCCAAACUUUUAGUUUGCGCUGUUUCGCAGGUCCUGGUGUUGUGAGCUUUCAGCAGGAAUUUUUCAACCCAUCUUAUUGCCUGAACAUUUAUUUUACUUUAGCUGACGAGACUUUGGCUGUUGGUGUCUGCUGUGUUUUACCAGCUGGAGCAUUACAGAUGUAGUCACUUAAACUAUGUGUCAUAACAAUACUGGUGCAUUUUUUUUUCACGUGUUCGUUGGUAGCAAGUGAAGUUAUUUGGAGUUAAGUGAUUGUUGCUGUGGUUCUUUCUCUAAUUUAGACUCUAAUUAGAGCUCCCAGGUCAAAAUGCUUCUCUUGAGCGUCCGCAAAUAAAGUGUUUUGUUGUGCUUAUGCAAGCAUGUGAACAUGUGCUGGGGUGCACUUGUCCUGCGGCAGGCUCACAGUGCCAUCUGGACUGACAGAUUUUCUUUGUGUAGUAGAUGACUGGAGAUCUCUUUGUUUUAUUGACUUUUAUUAAUCUGUAUUAUGAUGAGUGGGCUGUUGAGAAGUGCUGGGAUAAGUGUGAGGGGUUUGUUUUGUUUUGUUUGGAUCAUUGUGAGGUUGGUUUGCACAGUCUCAUAUGUCUUUGUUUCUUUCAGCAUUUCAUCAUUUGCAAGACGUGUCAUUUCAGGGAAACGAUGUUGUUUUAUGGGCAUUUGUAAUUUUGACAUUUCUAGAAUAUUAACUGCGCCUGUCACCUUUUUAUCUAUCCUUCAGUAAUACCAAAACAGAGUUUAUUUACAGAUUUUAAAAAGUUUUAAAAAAAGUAGAUGAUCUAAAGUUCACUUUGCCUUGUGCUGGUUAGUGUGUGGUGUUUAAUUUAUAUUUCGUUUGCUCUCUGUAUUGCUUUUCUUCCGUGCACUUUUAAUUCUUGUUUGCAUUACUGCAAUCUUUCUAUACCUGUACUGUAUAAUGGUGCUUUAACUUCUCUUAAAUAAAAAAAUAAAUAAAUACUGAUUGUUCCAGCUAA
Molecule: messenger RNA, 4698 nt
Organism: Haplochromis burtoni (Burton's mouthbrooder)
Lineage: Eukaryota; Metazoa; Chordata; Actinopteri; Cichliformes; Cichlidae
Product: tubulin-specific chaperone cofactor E-like protein
Exons: 10
Coding region: 309-1610 (433 amino acids)
Biological process (GO): mRNA splicing, via spliceosome
Molecular function (GO): U2 snRNA binding
Source: RefSeq, a predicted model, not a curated record